Messenger RNA from Trichobilharzia szidati, 216 nucleotides. Lineage: Eukaryota; Metazoa; Platyhelminthes; Trematoda; Strigeidida; Schistosomatidae. The record is from the annotation of a GenBank genome assembly.
AUGACUAGCACAAAUACAACUAAUUCUACUACUACUACUACUACUACUACUACUACUACUACUACUACUACUACAACUACUACUACUACUGCUACUACUACUACUACUAAUACUACUACUACUACUUCUACUUCUACUACUUUUGCUAUUACUACUACUACAACUUAUACUAGAAUAUUUGUGCUUCACAGCGUAAAAGCGAAAAAUAUGUUGUAG